Molecule: messenger RNA, 850 nt
Organism: Diabrotica virgifera virgifera (western corn rootworm)
Lineage: Eukaryota; Metazoa; Arthropoda; Insecta; Coleoptera; Chrysomelidae
Product: microsomal glutathione S-transferase 1-like
Exons: 4
Coding region: 272-739 (155 amino acids)
Cellular component (GO): membrane
Source: RefSeq, a predicted model, not a curated record
GUUGGAUGCGUUGGAUUUUGACACGUCACGCUAUUUGUAUUGUGUUUGUGAUUGUGAAUUGUGAAGUGUGAGUGUGAAGUGAAUUGUCAAUUGUUAUAAACCUGUAUCUGGAAGAUAAUAUAAGUGAUAAGUGAUAUAAUAGUAAUAGUAAUAGAUAAUAAUUGUAAUUUGUAAUCAGUGUGUAAGGUACAUAAAUAAUUUCUAUCGAUUUAAAAAGAGUGUAAGAACAGUACGAAGGUGGUUGCCCUAUUUGCUAUCCUAAGGCAGUACAAUGGCGCAAGCAGUUAAUUCAAAUUCUUCUUCCCCAUUAUCUUUGGACAAUGAAGUCCUUAGAUCACUGCUUUUCUACUGCUCUAUUCUUGUUCUUAAGAUGAUGUUGAUGUCCUUUUUAACUGCUUCAAAGAGAUUUAAACAUAAGGCAUAUGCUAAUCCCGAAGAUGCCAAGCUAGAAAAUCUCAAGCCACAAGUAAAUGAAAAUGUGGAGAGAGUUCGAAGAGCUCACUUGAACGACGUUGAAAACAUUCCACUAUUCUUCGUGAUUGCUUUGAUUUAUACUUUAACCAAUCCUGCAGUGUAUUUCGCAAAAACGUUAUUUUUUGCAUAUACACUGGCAAGAAUCGGACACACUGUUGUGUAUGCUGUUGUUCCGAUUCCUCAACCAGCAAGAGUAUUGUGUUGGAUGGUUGGAUACGGCAUAACUGGAUAUAUGGGCGUUGUCAGUUUGCUUACCUUUAAAUAAGCAAUAAUUGUUAGUAAUUUUGUGAUAAAAUAUUUCUUUAAAAGACAGAUUUUUAUAGUUUUGUAAAAGAUUCAAAAUCUAAAACAUAAUAAAGGAAUUGGUUUUAUUCUU